AUGAGAGUGACAUUCCCAAACCCACUGGGACCGCCAAUCACAGUCGAUACCGCCCACCUUAACUCGAUACGCGAGAGGAUACCGAGGUCAUUACCUUCAUUACAGCGUCGACCACAUUUCAAGUUAUUCGCUAUAAUUUUCGCUAUCGCUUUGCUCUUCACAAUACAUCCUAAACCACCUUUCCCUCCUAGCUACUCGGUCGAAUGGAGACAGGAAGGGAGCCUACCGCAAAUCAAAGGAAAUACACUCAUGGGAGAGGGCAAGAGUGGUAGAUAUGUGAAGUUUGAUGUUCCUAGAGGAACAGGAUUCAACCAUCAAUUACAAAGGGUUUUACUGCAACAUCACCUGGCGCUUCUAGGGAACCGGUCACUCGCUUUUGAGCCUUAUGUAGAGGAUGACACGUACCUUCCCUUUGUGGUCUCUCGAUGGCCAUGGAGGUCUGCUCGAAUACCACUAUCAGCAUAUAUCUCAACCGUGAUAUCGGGUUUUGAGAAAUUCUCCAAAUCACCAAGAGCUGUACCUGCCCACUACUACCGUAAUGUCUGCCCGUCACGCAAGGAGCAAUUACACGCUAUCAGGAACGACGCUCAACCACAAGGUGACUUGGAACUGGUGGAGGAUGGUCAGUCGAGGAUACAUCAAAUACAGGUCCUGCUUGCUGGUAGUCAAGAGAAUUGCGUGAGAAUCACCGGUGAACCCUUUGACGAUGAGUUCUUUGACUCCCCAGCCUCUCUCGACCUCUACGAUACCUUUGUCAAAUCACCAGUGAUGAAACACUUUUCCUUCUCCCCCACGGUAUUGGCAAUCAUAAAUCGCGCUUUACCCUCUCUGUCUCCAGAAUCGCUGCCUUAUGACCUUCAAGCUGUGAGUCAAGCGACUAGCCAGGAUAUACCGAAAUCGACCAUGUGGAGGCACAUCCUAGCUAUGCAUCUCAGAAGAGGGAAGAACUGGGAGGCAGUAUGUGAGGAAAAAGGACAACGAUCAGCCCCCUUUGUGUCAUUCAACAAACUACCGCUUCUUCCUGGAAACGAAAAUGUCCCUCCUCCCGCUUCAAUGGGAGAAGCCGCUCGAAUGGGAUUAUAUCGAGCUAAAUGUCUACCUCAAACGCUAGAAAUCAUAGCGAGAGCAAGAAGGAUGAGGAAAAAUCAUCCAUUAUUGAAAUCAGUAUAUAUACUUACUGACGCCGAUGACGCUUGGAUAAACGAAAUUAGAAUGUGGUUACAAUCUGAAGGAUGGAAUGACGUUUGGAUAGGAAAAGAUGAUAUCUAUCCUGAAUGGCAAGAUAAAGAAGUUGGUGUAGCGGUAGAUAUGGAAGUUGCCAGAAGAGCAGGUGUUUUCGUUGGGAACGGGUUCUCCACGACAAGCUCAAAUAUCGUAUUACUGAGAUCGAGAGAUGGGAUACAUCCUGAUUUAACUCAAUUCUGGUAG
Molecule: messenger RNA, 1428 nt
Organism: Kwoniella shivajii
Lineage: Eukaryota; Fungi; Basidiomycota; Tremellomycetes; Tremellales; Cryptococcaceae
Exons: 10
Coding region: 1-1428 (475 amino acids)
Source: RefSeq, a predicted model, not a curated record